This is a messenger RNA of Lytechinus pictus (painted urchin), 3087 nucleotides long. RefSeq names its product pyruvate dehydrogenase E1 component subunit beta, mitochondrial-like. Gene Ontology annotation, molecular function: pyruvate dehydrogenase (acetyl-transferring) activity. Gene Ontology annotation, biological process: pyruvate decarboxylation to acetyl-CoA. The record is from RefSeq and is a predicted model, not a curated record. NCBI's taxonomy places the organism in Eukaryota, Metazoa, Echinodermata, Echinoidea, Temnopleuroida, Toxopneustidae. The coding region runs from base 46 to 1152 and encodes 368 amino acids. The transcript has 8 exons.
GGAUCGUGAGCGCGAUCGCGAGAGGGCGCUAAUGCAUUCAACAAAAUGGCUCUUGCUGGAAAGCUGCGGCUUGCUCGGAAGAUAAUCCCAAGUCCCUUUGCUAGAAGAUGUCUGGGUACUUCUUCCCCGGCUUCUGCUCAGCAAACGGUGAGAGAUGCCCUCAACUCGGCCCUGGAUGAGGAGAUUGCCCGGAAUGACAAAGUUCUCCUAAUGGGUGAAGAAGUGGCCCUCUAUGAUGGUGCGUACAAGGUCUCCAAGGGGCUCCAUGCCAAGUGGGGCGAUAAGAGGGUUAUUGACACACCCAUCACUGAGAUGGGCUUCGCUGGCAUCGCUACCGGAGCUGCAAUGGCUGGUUUGAGACCUGUAUGUGAGUUUAUGACCUUCAAUUUUGCCAUGCAAGCCAUUGAUCAGGUUAUCAAUUCUGCAGGGAAGACUUUCUACAUGUCAGCUGGUGCGGUUCCAGUGCCCAUUGUAUUCAGAGGUCCUAACGGAGCUGCAGCAGGUGUGGCCGCUCAACAUUCACAGUGCUUCGCUGCAUGGUACGGCCAUGUACCAGGUCUCAAGGUCAUCAGUCCCUUCUCAUCAGAAGACUGUAAAGGACUCCUCAAAGCUGCUAUCAGAGAUGAUAACCCAGUGGUAUUCCUUGAGAAUGAGCUCUUGUAUGGCAGGCCAUUUGAGAUGUCAGAAGAGGCCAUGCAGGAUGACUUCGUUCUACCGAUUGGAAAGGCCAAGAUUGAGAAAGAGGGGACACAUGUGACACUUGUUGCUCACAGUAUGGGUGUGUUGAGGUCACUUGAGGCUGCACAAAUUCUAGCUGAAGAUGGAAUAUCUUGCGAGGUGAUCAACCUGCGAACCAUCAGACCUAUGGACGAGGAAGCCAUCUUCAACUCAGUCAAGAAAACCAAUCAUCUUGUUACCGUCGAAGGAGGGUGGCCACAAUUUGGAGUCGGCGCUGAAAUCAUCGCUAAAGUCAUGGAAAGUGACGCAUUUGACUACUUGGACGCACCUGUUGUAAGAGUCACCGGCGCUGAUGUACCCAUGCCCUAUGCAGCCUCAUUGGAACAGGCCAGUCUUCCUCAAGUCACUAACAUCAUUAAUUCCGUCAAAAGGAUACUGAAUGUAGGUGCUGCCCAGGGGCAAAUGAAGAGUUAACAGAAUAUAUAAAAGAAAUAUAAGUUAUAUAUAAAUGAUAUAAUCGUGAAAAUAGUUUAUUGGAACUCUUUGAGUGCAACUCUCAAGUUAACUGGAAACUGUGGGUUGCAUUGACUAUGCAGUUUCCACUUAUGACUUUGAGCCAGUUUUUUUAGAUCCAAGCCCAUGCAGCUUCGAUCUGGGGAGCGUUUCAUCCAAGUUUUUAGAUCUGACAACUUUCCUUGGUUUUGAUUGGCUGAAAGGCACAGAUGUCCGACUUUUACUAUGGUAACUGUCAGAUGAAAUAGGCUUUGUUGGAUAAAACAUUUGAAAAUUCCUCUUAAGAAGCGCUCCUUUGAUUUCAGCGCUUGAGUCCGUUUGAAAACGAAAAAGAGGUUCAUUGAAUAUGCAUAUUUAUUAUUAUGUCUUUUCUCCUUUAGCUUUGCUGUAAAUGAGUAUGAAUCACUCUUUUAUCAAUAAGAAUUGUUUAAGAAUAUAUAUAGGAAAAUGAGCAGUUUAGUCACAUUAAAUAAUAUGUAAUUCUUUGGAAUAUACAUAUCCUUAUUAACUGGCUUUUCAUGUAAACUGUUCCAUUUUUUUCUAUAUGAAGUGUUGGUAUGUUUUUCACAGUUUUGUGGUCUAUCUCCUUUUGUAAAUGGGUUUGUGCUAUGUGCACAUGGAAUGGUUUUGAAUUCUGCUCCAAAAAGUGGAAACAGACUUGAAGUUUUGACAUACAGACACACAUUCAGAAGGUUUGAAAGUCCUCAAACUCCUGCUCGGUCCUGAAGAUAAUGCAUAUGUGUAUUCACCAAACUGGCUGGUAAUGUACUCUUUAUCCAACAAGUUUGAUGUAUUUAUGUAUACCAUGCAAUGCCAGUAUUAAAAUAUGAUGAACUCUCCUAAAGUCAGGUACUGGUGGAACACAGAUCUCAUUGUGACCUUUGUAAUUUGACUUUGUGAAUAUCAUACAUUUAGCCUAAUCUGUUCUUCAAACUUAGUCUGACUUUAUAGUUGACUAUUCAUCCUGUAAAAGGUCAACUUAGAGUUUGCACUAAUCUUAAUAUAUGUAUUUUAUUUAUGAUGAUUAACUCUUUUUACAGAGAAGCUAACUUGGAUUCCUUUCCUGAAAUAUUUCAGUUUAAAUACUGCAAACGACUGUAAAAGUGAUUUGGAAUUCGACAGAAAGGGAAACGUUAGAAUAUAAUUAUUGCAUUAUUUGUCUUGUGUGCUCUCAGCAGUUUUGUCAUAAACCUUUGUUAACCCUUGUUUCUUUGUUCUUGUAUUUGAGCUUACUGCUCAAUAAUUUAAUUGAUGUCUCACACAGCUGGGGUAGUAUUCUGAGAUCCUUUUUAUCUCUGAUAAAUUUUGAAAAGUGAUAUCUGUUAAAAUCAGUGAGAGACAAUAUCUUUAAAUAUCCUCAAAUUGAUAUUCUGAGAACCAUUUCAUCUUUAUUUUAUGUCUAUUAAAUGCACCUAUUUGUUUACUUCUUGAAGUAACGUUGGCACAAGUAAACCAUCUGCAUUUCAGUGGAUAGAUACGGGACACAGGCACUGCUCUGUUGCGAAUCAUCUUUGGAUAUGCAAGAUAAAAAAAUUCUCAGAUAAAAUAUAUUUUAUCUGGGAGAUGAAAGAAAAUGGUCCUUUGAUUAGCUUGGCAGUUGCUUGCUGUUGUUCUCCCAAGGUGGUACAGACGUGUGUCACCAGAGGGCAGCAUAUUGAUCAAAGUCAGUGUUAACACAUCUAGUAUGUGAAAAGUCACAAGGGAUGCAUGAUAUCUAAAUUAAGUGAAAACAUGUAUUUUACCACAAUUUGAUUAAUGCUUCAUGGAAAGCUGAGUAAAUUAUUGUAUCGUGAUUUUAGGAUUGUUAGAAAUCAGAAGAAAAAUUUGAUAAACUGGACAAGAAAGGGAGAAAAGGAAGAAUGACUGUUUUAAUAAAAGUUAAAACUGAAUUGUCAA